Chanos chanos (milkfish) is the source of this 1191-nucleotide messenger RNA. It is a transcript of the gene hoxd3a, whose product is annotated as homeobox D3a. The record is from RefSeq and is a predicted model, not a curated record. Gene Ontology annotation, biological process: anterior/posterior pattern specification; embryonic skeletal system morphogenesis; regulation of transcription by RNA polymerase II. Gene Ontology annotation, cellular component: nucleus. Lineage: Eukaryota; Metazoa; Chordata; Actinopteri; Gonorynchiformes; Chanidae. The transcript is spliced from 2 exons. Gene Ontology annotation, molecular function: RNA polymerase II cis-regulatory region sequence-specific DNA binding; DNA-binding transcription factor activity, RNA polymerase II-specific. The coding region runs from base 1 to 1191 and encodes 396 amino acids.
AUGCAGAAAGCAACAUACUAUGACAAUGCUGGACUGUUUGGAGGCUACUCUUAUCCCAAAUCUGACUCCUACUCCUAUGGCCCCGCUCACCAGCCAUACCCCACCUCCAGCAUCGAGAGUGAUUACCAGGGUCCGAUAUGUCCCAUCCAAACCACAACAGUCCGGCCGCCCGUUCACAAAAACAGCGAUGUAAAUGGCAGCUGUAUGAGGCCAAGUGGCAGCCAAGGUAACAGCCAACCAGAGAGCAUUGGCGAGCAGCAACAGGCACCUCCAUUGGCUCCAACUUCACCCAACUCCAACACCUCCUCUCAGAAAAAGAAAUCACCCUCCAACAAUGCUUCUAAUACUGCCACUCCAGUCAUUACAAAGCAAAUAUUCCCAUGGAUGAAGGAAACUCGACAGAACUCCAAGCAGAAAAGUGCCAACAACUGCACAACUGCAGGUGAAACCUGCGAUGACAAAAGUCCACCAGGACCUGCCUCUAAACGUGUGCGCACUGCCUACACGAGCGCCCAACUUGUGGAGCUCGAGAAGGAGUUCCAUUUCAACCGGUAUCUCUGUCGUCCCCGAAGAGUCGAAAUGGCCAAUUUACUCAAUCUCACCGAGCGACAAAUAAAGAUAUGGUUUCAGAACAGGAGGAUGAAGUACAAAAAGGAUCAAAAAUCAAAGGGGAUAAUGCAUUCUCCCUUAGGACACUCCCCGGACAGAAGUCCACCUUUAAGUGGUCCAAAUCAUAUUGGAUAUUCUGGUCAGCUACCGAAUGCAAACAGCCUCAGCUACGAUGCGCCAUCACCUCCGUCAUUCGCCAAACCGCAACAAAACAUGUACGGCCUGGCUGCAUACACGGCGCCAUUGGGUGGCUGCAUGCCGCAGCAGAAGAGGUAUCCGGGCACAGAGUACGAACACCACAGCAUGCAGGGCAACGGCAGCUUUGCCAGCGCGAAUUUACAAGGCAGUCCCGUGUACGUCGGGGGGAAUUUUGUUGAUUCUAUGCCAGCUUCAGGCCCCAUGUUCAACCUUGGCCAUCUCCCUCAUCCUUCAUCCGCCAGUGUGGACUACAGCUGCGCUGCUCAAAUUCCGGGCAACCACCACCAUGGACCCUGUGACCCUCAUCCCACAUACACAGACCUCACUUCUCACCAUGCGUCUCAGGGAAGGCUCCAGGAAGCGCCUAAACUAACACAUUUGUAA